AUGGCAGAACUUCAAGUGUUUCCGAGUUUGGAUUCUACAACUGAUCAUCAACUUCAUCAUCAACAUUCUUUAUCAAUUCAAAGUUCAAUUUCGAUUACAGAUUCGAUUACUGAUCCAUUCCAUUCACCUCAAUUGAAUCCAAUACCAAAUCGAUUCAACUUUAGUACAUUCUCAAAAGAUCCUCAAAAACAACAACAACAACAACAACAGGAUACCAAUUUUGUAUUUCCAUCAGUUAAAGAAACCAAACUUGAAGAUUACCUUGAUCAUUCUAAUGAAGGAGAUGAAGAUGAAGAUGAUAUGAAUAGUGAUGAACUUAAUACGAUUGAAGAAGCCGUUAAGAUUACAUUAACCAAUCACACUUUAAACCAAAGUACUAGAUCUAAUCCAUCAGUAAGGUCUUAUAUACCAACUACUAAUCCAAUCAAUCCUACUCCGAUUCUCUCUCAAGACUCACAAUUCUCAACGAAAUCUAAACCACAAGACCGAUAUUUAAAUACACUCAAACCCAUCAAAAUACCACCACCACCAACUCAAAGUAAAUUACAAACAGGAAUAGAAGAUCUAAGUAUUAAAUUCAAAACAUAUAAACUCAAGAAUCCAAAACAAUCUGGUCCAAUCAAUAGAAUGAAUUCUGCAAGAAGAUCAAGAUCAAGAGAUUCAUUAGAAGUUCAUGAUGAGAAUUUAGAAUUAGAAUUAGAAAUAGAUGGAUUUGUUGAUGUACCACCUUCAUUUACUUUACCUAAAUUCACUACUCAAUAUCAGGAUGGAGGUAGUAAUCGAAAAUCUCGAAAACCAUCACUCAUCUUUCGUCGUCAGCUGAGUGGAGGUCCCAACAUUGAAGGAUCUCAAAAAUCAGAUCGAAAAAUAUCAUCAACAAGCUCCGAUCGAUCUCAUAACCAUCGUCGUCGUUCUUCCAGUAUGAAUGAUGGCAGUUUGACCACUACUGGUCUUGGAAUCGCUCUUACUACCAAUGAUUCAAAAUCAGAUCAAGUUUUAAAUUCUCCUGCUUUUAGUAAUACCAGAUUAACUAUCCGUCCAACCACUCGUCAUCAUUCACUUAAUCGUCGUAAUUCAGCUGCUCCACCUGAUCGACACGUUUCUAUGAUCACUUCAGACUUAGGCACCUCUUCAUUUGCAAGUGAUUCAGAAGCGGCGACUAGCCGACCAGGUACUGUGAUCUUUGAUGCUCUUUCAGAUUUACCUUUCUCUUCAUCAAACCCAACGGCAACCCAUCAAUCUAGAAAUCAAAUCAAAACUCGACCGCAGUUAAAUUCAACUUCAACUGUAUUAACAUCUCAAUCUAAUCCACGUCCAACACUGAAUUCCACUUCAACUCGAACCACUGAUUCAAAUGCUGACAUUUAUGCUUCAGCAGAUACCUCAUUUUCUCAUCUUCCUGAUUCCUUGCCGUCUCCACCUUUACCUCCUAUGCCUGAUUUUGUUAAGAAGGCUGAUCUUCAUGAGAUCAGUCAUCCUAGCCUUAGUAGUUCUAGUGUUAGGCCAAAGCUACGUCAGUCUACCUCACAAUUACGUCUACGAAAACUCAAAGCUCAAACCUCUCGUACCACCCUCGAUACGAUGUUCUCAAGCGUAAUCAGUCCGACAGGAGGUGUACCUACUGCCGAAAGUUGCGCUUCCGAAGGUGGUUCUACAUCUCAACCUCACAAUUCUGAACUUCGUACACUUGCUAGUCUUUAUAUGGUUUGUGGAUUACCAAAAGAUCCACAAUGUUGGACUUUAGCUCAACCGGAUCAUUUACCUGCUCAUCUUGAUAGUGCUGUCCCCAGAUUUUGGCGUCCAGAAGUUUUAGGUACUACUCUUUCAGGUCAAGAUGCGGAUUUGUUAUCGAGUGAAUUAGAUAAACGUAAAACCCCUCGUGCAUCUUCUCGAACUGGAAAUGGAAACAAUCCUCAGGAUAGUGUAGCUCAGAGUAGUAGUAAAGAACAACGUAGACCUUCAGCUUCGAUUCCCAAACUUUCAACACAGAAUCAACUCGGUAAAGAAGAAUUAGCAAGAGUUCAAGCUAAGGCGAUGAAAUUAGCAUUUGCAAGAGAAGUGGAAGUGAUUGCAUCUACCAUUCAACCUGCAUCUACUACUCAUUGUUUUAGUUUUACUAUUCCGGUUCAAAAUGAAACUAUUACAGAUGCUACUGGGGCUAUUGGACAACAAUGGGAUCUCGGUUUAGCUGCUGCUAAUCUAUCAGAUCAUCAUCAAUUAAAUUCGAGUAAUCGACCUAAAACGUAUUAUGGUGCAUGUUUACAAGUCUGGAGUCAUGCUGAUCGAUCCAGAUCUGAAGCGAUCAGAAGAGCAGUAGAAGAAGGAUCUAAAGCGAAAUCAGCAGCGAUUGCACGAGCAGUCAAAGCAGCAGCAGCCGGUAAACGAUUUGGAGCCAGAUUACAGAGAGCUACCAAUAGUGCGAUGGGAGUCUUACCUACACCAGAUGGAUUAGCCGGUAAAAAUUGGUCAGUAUAUAAUUCAGGCGGCGAAACCGAUACAGAUACCGAAGGAUUCGUAUCGGAAUCAGAAUGGGAUGGACCCGCAAGUAUGUUACCGAUAGCGAGUUUACCAGGUGGUACACCUUUUUGGUUACCUUAUUGUUUGAUCUUGAUUUCGAAAAUGCCAAUUUAUGAUUUAAUGUCGGAUCAUUUAAGGAUCUCUUGGGCUAGAUAUCAUCAAGCUAUUGGUAAACAUUCACAACAAAUUCCUUGUCCUAAACCUGGUGAAACUGUUAAAAUGCCAGUUGGAGGUGCUCAAAGUGCUUCUUCUUCUACUUAUUUUGUUGCGAAGAUUCCAGGUAAAACGGAUUUUUCUAAUGGAGGAUUAGAAGAUGUAGAUUUUACAAUGUGGCCUGUUUUUAAAUCUUUAAGUCUUUCGAAUUUAGUAUCAAUUUAUGAGCUCGCUCUCUCACCUAUGGGUAGAGUCGUGUUCUUUUCUCGAUAUCCAGCGAUGCUCAAUAUGGCUGUAGAAACGUUUAGAGUUCUUUUGGAACUUCGAGGUUGGCAAGGUCUUUGUCAAAGUAUUGUUCAUGCUCGUGAUGUUAAGAUUUACCUAGAAGAUCCUGGACCGUACUUGCUUGGGAUGAACAGUCAGUUGCGACCUAUUACGGCCAAUGCUCCUCCAGAAGUUAUGAUUGUCGAUAUUGAUACCAAUAAUAUCACGUGUCCAAGACCCCAUCCACAAGCUUAUUCCAAGGGACAAACCCGAAUGAAGAUUGAACGAAAACUUGAGGAAGCCCUUGGUACCUUGGGUGGUGCAAGAGGUGUACCAAGUGAAUUUCAUGAAGCUUUUCCGGGUGGUCGGUUUAGACCGUUUAGUGCUGUAGAGAUCAAAGAUAGUCCUUCUGAGGCUGAAAGACUUUUACCACCUGCUGAAUGGAAUUGGGAUCAAACCAAGGCUGUGGUGGCUUUUGAUAAUAUCUUGUCUAAAGUGCCAAGGAAAGGAUUAGCUAGGGUGUUCAGGAGACAAGCAUAUAGACAUGCAGCUCAAUUAGAUGCAUCAGCCCAACAUGUUCAAGAGAUUGUUAGAAAACAUACCACUGGAUUCGUUGAUAGGAGAGAUAUGUUAGAGAGUAAGAUUUGGAAAUUAAAUCGAAGGCUGGCAUUUUUAAUGGCCGAAUCAAUGGAAUGGAAACAACAUUUUGAUGUGUUUCAAAGAUUUGCUGAUAAACUAUCAAUCGAAUCACAAGAUCUCAAAACUCGACUUGAAGUAGAAAGACGUGAUCAUCAUAAAUUAUCAGGAGUGGUUAGUGAACAGAAGUUUAAACAGGCUCAAUUAGAAUCUAGAUUAUUGGAAACUGAACAAGCUUGGAUGGCUGCUCAAGUCGAAUUGGCAAAGGCUCAAGCUAUACGUGAAGGACUUGAACGUGAGAAGCAGAUCAUGGUCACCGAAAUGAAGUCCAUCGCAUUGGGUGAUAAUGAUCAAAACAUUCUUGAUACAGUUGUACCAAGAGUCGAGAAUUCUUACAACCCUUCUCGGCACAGUAUGCUCCCCAAUGACAAUGCUUCACUCACGUCUAAAAACCUACGACGGUUUAGCGCUCAAACCCAUUCACCUCAUUCUCAGCCUCGUGCUUCACCUCAACUUCUUCCUCCAACUUCUUCACUCCGUGGUCAUUCACCUCAACCUGUAGAUGAUCUUGUUUCAUCUGAUUUGCUUGAACAGCUUUCGAUGCAAUCACCAUCUCAAUAUGCACCUUCUCCAGCUGCACAUGAUCGAUUACAUAGCUUAGAUGAACUGAGCGAGUUUGAUACCAGUUCUGAAGCAGAAAGUGGCAUUAGUGCCAUGGAUGAAAGAGCUUUGUUAUCAAGGACGGCAGUGAUUGAAACGAUGCGAAGUAUUCAAGGUAGAUUAGAAGCAGCUCUACGUACAGCAGGUCAAUUAGAUGAAGAUGAGCUGAAAAGUUAUGAAGCAGGUGGGAUAGAUGGGAUUGGAAACUCACGUAAAUCGUAUUCAAGAAAAUCAGCUGAUUCACGAGAUUCUAAGGUGAUUCCAUUAUCACGUGCAAGAAGAAAACCAACGAUGAAUGAGAAUGAUGAAUCAUCACCUGAUUCGACAAGAGAUUCCUUAUUAGAUUGUUCUGCAUUAUCUAGACAGGAUAGUCUUUCGACUGGUAGACCGACUACUGCUAAUAAUCGAGUUAGUGUUUCUAGUAAUAGUACCACUUCACAUCAGUAUCAUCCGAUCACACUUUUAAAACAACGUAACAAUCCACGAACUUCGGCUGUUUCACUUUUAAGACCUGGUUCUAGUAUCUUUGAUCGAGAUCGAAGUAUUACUACUUCAACGGAUCUUACUACACCUGAUCAUACUAAAUUAGAAACUGUGAUCGAUGGGAAUGAAUCAGAAGGAAUUCAAGAGAGUAGUAUUGAAUCAACUGUAUCAGGACGAUUGUUUCCAGAACAAGAAAAUCAUCAAUUAGUUGGAAGUCCUAGUCCGAAUGAUCAUCGAAGUGAAUAUAACCAAAGUCCAAGCAAAAGUUUAAGUCAAACGCCAAGUUUAAGAAGAAGUGGAAAAUUAAGUAUAAGUGGAGGAUCGAUUCGAAAUGGAUUUACACCCACUAGUUCACAUACGAAUAUCAAUCAACCAGUUUGUAUUAGGAAAGAUUCGAUGGAUAGUUCGACCGGAGGAUAUGAAUCGAAUCCAAAGUUGAUGAUGAAUUAUAGUGGAAUGAUUAGAUCGAGUAGAAGAAGAGAUUCAUCAGAUACAGAAGAAGAUGAGGAAGAGAUCACUGAGAGUUUGGUAGAUGAAGAUGAAACGUUUAUGAGUGCUGAUGAAGAUCAAGAAGAAGAAGAAGAAGGACAAAGAGGAAAGAAAUCAUUAAAGGUUUUAGGAACUCAUCAUCGUCAUCAUCAUCAUCAUCAUACAGGACUUGUUUAUGGAACGGAUGGAUCAACGAUUGCGGGUAAUGGAGUUCAAGAUCGGAAUGAGAUUAGUAGAGCUUCUAUGGUUGGAAUCCCAUUGGAUUGGAAAGCUUCUAAUAAUCCUCAGCAUCAUCAUCAGAAUAAUGUUUCACCCAUGACACCUAGUAGUAGAGGUUCAUUUAUUUCGAAUACUAGUUCUAGUACGGUUAGAAAGUUUCUUAGAAGAGUUUAAGUUUUCUUUAUGAUUUGGUGAAGUUCUUUGAUGGGUUUUGAAGUUUUUUUUUUCAUGGGAUUAUUAAAUGAAGGAAUGAAUGAAGUUUUUGAUUUUUUGAGUUUCUUUUUUGAUUGAUUAAUGAAUGAAUUGGGUUUUUUUUCGCUUUUGGUUUUCUUUUACACUCGUUUUAUUCCUUUUUUUUUGAUUGCUUUUUUUUCUUGAUUUUUUUUUCGUUUUCAUCAUCAUCUUAUCAUCAUCAUUCUGGAUUUGUUUCUUUUCAUAUGAAAUCUUUUUUAUGAUUAGAUUACAGUUAAAGAUUUAAAUUUAAAAGAGGAGGAAGUAAAGUAUUUGUUUUUUUUUGUUUUUUGUUUCUUUUUACAGUAAAUGUGUUUUUUUUUCUUAGUAUCAUUUUUUUAUAUACUUGAAAUUUGGAUUUAAUUCAAUUUUUGAACAUUUUUUUUUUUUGAAGAAUUCAGUGAUAUAUAUUUUAAUUAAUUAUAGUGCAAUAUAUCAAUAAACUUUUAAACAGAUG
Messenger RNA from Melampsora larici-populina 98AG31, 6109 nucleotides. RefSeq lists its product as uncharacterized. Gene Ontology annotation, cellular component: cytoplasmic vesicle. The record is from RefSeq and is a predicted model, not a curated record. NCBI's taxonomy places the organism in Eukaryota, Fungi, Basidiomycota, Pucciniomycetes, Pucciniales, Melampsoraceae. Bases 1 to 5595 code for a protein of 1864 amino acids. The transcript has 9 exons. Gene Ontology annotation, biological process: regulation of Rab protein signal transduction.